GGUUCUGCGUCCGCUUCUCCCAGGAGCCGGCCGACCAGUCGGUGGUGCUGGGGGAGCGCGUGGUGCUGUCCUGCGUGGUCUUCAACUACACCGGCAUCGUGCAGUGGACCAAGGACGGCCUGGCCCUGGGCGUGGGCGAGGGCCUCCGAGCCUGGCCCCGGUACCGGGUGCUGCGGGUGAUCGACGUCGGGCAGUACAACCUGGAGAUCUCCCACUCGGAGCUGUCGGACGACUCGCUGUACGAGUGCCAGGCCACGGAGGCUGCGUUGCGCUCCCGCCGGGCCAAGCUCAACGUGCUCAUCCCCCCCGAGGACCCCGUGGUGGAGGGCUCCCCAGAGCUGCUCCUGAUGGCGGGGACUCAGCACAACCUGACCUGCGUGACCCGGGGGGCCAAGCCCGCCGCCCACAUCCAGUGGACCCGGGACGGGGUGGUGCUGGAGGGCCCGCCGCAGUCCACCGAAGUGCUGGCCGACAGGAAGAGGGUGACCACGCGGAGCUACCUGCCCAUCUCGCCGGUGGACACCGACACGGGACGCAACUUCACCUGCGUGGCCACCAACCCGGCCGUGCCUCUGGGGAAGAGGGCCACCGUGAGGCUCAACGUCCACCACCCGCCCACGGUGACCCUGUCGAUCGAGCCUCGCUCCGUGAUGGAAGGGGAGAGGGUGACGUUCACCUGCGCCGCCACUGCCAACCCGCCCAUCAUGGGCUUCAGGUGGGCUAAGGGCGGGGUCCUUCUGGAGGGGGCCAGGGAGAGUGUGCUCAUGACCACGGCGGACCACUCCUUCUUCACCGAGCCCGUCUCCUGCCAGGUGUUCAACGCCGUGGGCAGCACCAACGUCAGCAUCCUGGUGGACGUGCACUUUGGUCCCAUCCUGGUGGUGGAGCCCAGGCCUGUCACGGUGGACGUGGACUCUGACGUGACUCUGAACUGCAAGUGGUCUGGAAACCCUCCUCUCACGCUCACAUGGACCAAGAAGGGCUCCAGCAUGGUUCUGAGCAACAACAACCAGCUGUACCUGAAGUCCGUGAGUCAGGCGGACGCGGGGCCGUACGUCUGCAAGGCCAUCGUGCCUCGCAUCGGCGUGGGGGAGACUGAGGUCACGCUCACCGUCAACGGCCCACCCAUCAUCUCCAGCGAUACGGUCCAGUAUGCCGUCCGGGGGGAGAGGGGGGAGAUCAAGUGCUACAUCGCCAGCACGCCUCCCCCGGACAAGAUAGUGUGGGCCUGGAAGGAGAACGUGUGGGAGAAGGAGAAGGGCACCCUAAUGGAGCGCUACACGGUGGAGCAGAGCAAGCCGCCGUCGCAGGGCGGCGCCGUCCUCUCCACGCUGACCAUCAACAACGUGAUGGAGUCCGACUUCCACUCGCCCUACAACUGCACCGCCUGGAACUCCUUCGGGCCCGGCACCAUGAUCAUCACCCUGGAGGAGAAGGAUAUGGUGCCGGUGGGUAUCAUAGCCGGAGGAACCGUGGGCUCCUCCAUCCUCCUGAUCAUGAUCCUCGUGGCCCUCGCCUUCUUCCUCUAUCGCCAACGCAAAGGCAGUCGCCGCGGGGUCACCUUAGGUAAGCCCGACAUCAAGGUGGAGACGGUUAACAAGGAGACCCACAGCCUGGAGGAGGAGGCUGACAACGUCUCCACGGCAACGCGCAUGGUCAAGGCCAUGUACUCGUUUCUGCCCUCUGUCUCCCUCUCUCCCUCCAACCAGCCGUUCAAAGACGACAUGGACCUCAAACAGGAAGUGAGGAGCGACUCGCUCGACACCCGGGAGGAGUACGAGCUCAAGGACCCGACCAACGGCUACUACAACGUCCGCGCCACCACCCACGACGAGUCGCGGCCCCCGUCCCACGCCGUCCACUUCCAGGGGGAGUUCCGCUCCCCGAACCCCGCCGCCGGAGGAGGAGGAGGAGGAGGAGGAGGAGGCCCUGGUUCGGUCGGGGGUGCCACGUCCUCCGUCGGACCUCCGGGCGGGGGCCCCGGGGGCCCCGUCAACCCCGGGGGCGCGCCCGGUUCCCGGGCCGGCUGCUACGACCCACGGCCCCCCUCCAGGAUGUCCCACGCGGGCUACGCCCAGUUCAGCACCUACUCCCGGGGGGUGCCGGCGCAGAGUCAGCAGCAGGGACCCCCGCCGAACCCGCCGCUCCAGUCUCCGGGGGAGUACCCCGGGGACUGCGGCCUGCUGGACGGCUCGGGCCAGAUGCCUUACGACGCCUACGGCGGGUACCCCUCCCAGUACCCCAGUUACCGCAUGGGCUUUGUCCCGCCCAUCGAGGAAGGCCCGGCGUAUGAGAUGUACCCGACAGGACAGGGGGUGGGGCAGCAACCGGGACACGGGCCGGGACCGGGACACGGGCCGGGACACGGACCAGGGCACGGGCCAGGGCACGGGCCAGGCCACGGGCCGGGACACGGACCAGGGCACGGACCAGGGCACGGGCCAGGGCACGGGCCGGGACCGGGACACGGACCGGGACCGGGACACGGGCCAGGCCACGGGCCAGGCCACGGGCCAGGCCACGGACCAGGCCACGGGCCAGGGCACGGGCACGGGCCAGGACCGGAACAGGGGCCAGGGCAGAGUCCGGAAGCGGGGCUGAGCAAGUACGGCGGCUCCUCUCGUUUCUCCUACUCCUCUCCGCCUUCUGAUUAUUCCAGACACACGCAGAGGAUGCAGACUCACGUGUGAAAGGGAGAAUGAAAGGAGAAGGAAAUGCCACACGCAUUACACAAAAGACACACAACUGGACUUUAUUUGCUUGGCCGCUAAUCCGGUCAGACCUCUCGGUAAAGGUCCUUCUUUCCACUCGCUCCCUUGCAUUUCAAAUCCACACUACACAACCACAGUGGCGCCCCGAAGCACAGAUUAAACAUCAAACAGCAUUCAUUAUCAACACAUCCCCCCAUGUCGUCCACAGCAGUACAUUAAUUUACUCCCCGCGAAAAAAAACCUUGUCAGUGACUCUUAGAAGAUCUUUAUUGACUGCGAUGCUCCACACUAACAUCAGAGAAAGCAAAAGCCACUAUCAGAAUUCCAGAGCCAAAUGAAAGAGUGGACAACAUCGGGGCACAUUGUCAUAGAGCAGAGGAAGGAGAGGACGAGGUGGUCAAGGUGCUCUCUCACACAUAUUUUUGGCCCUGGCUCCUUGUCUUUCCACCACCUGUGCUUCUUGGGUUACAUUUGUAAAAAAUGCAAAAUUACCGAUACCGAUCUUUUCAAAGUCCCUACCAAUCCCUUGUAUAAACCUAAACAGAAUUCAGUAAAAUGCAGUACAUUUUAUUAUUAUUUUUCAAUUAUUGACUCUGGACACUUUUGCAAAAACACACACACUCACACCUACACACAAGUUGUUCAAGUACCGUGUGUUUCUAUGGUGUAUUUUUGUGAAAAGGCAGCUUGGACUUGCGUAUAUCGGGCACUUUGAAAACUCUUUCCGCCAUUUGAAGAUAUUUGGCCAGCGGCUUGGCAUACAAGAUCUACCUUUAUCGAGUGAUCAAAUGUGGCUUCCUUUCAACUACAUUUAAAAAGUGCCAAUGAUGAUGUGUUGAAAAAAAAACCACUGGCACCUCUUUUUUUGUAAAAGGCAAAGGGACGAUGGUCACGGGGCAAUAAGAGGGGACAUUUUGUACAAUCCGCAUACAUUUUUCUGAGAAGAAAAGACAGGUGACUCGCCUGAGAUUGCAACAGUGCUCGUCUUUGUUUUAAUACAGUGCGUCUCCCACCUUUCGACUGAGAUAGUUGCUGUACUAAUUGUGUAUUGGGAGGACAUUCAUGCUAAGUCCUUAGCAUUCCACUCAAUUGUGACGAAGGUAUGAUUCUUUAUCCAAUCUUCCCUCAAAAGUAUUUGUUUGCUUCUCACUUGCACAGUAUUGUUUUGUGUGUGUUUUUCUUCGUGUAUAGAUAUACUGAAACAUCAGAAACCGUAAGGCAUUCAGAAAUAUUUUUUAGUAUUUUUAUAUGGAGUUGAGGACCAAAGGUUCAGAAUUUUGGAGGUGGGGGAGGGAGGGUGUACUUUUUCAUGUUUCUGCGGGGAGUCUAUAAUUGUUGUAAAUGUUUUGAAAAUAUUACACAUUUUGACGAGUUUUAACUAAAAAAUACUAUGAAUCCAUUUGGGAUUAAAACAAUUCAAACGUUGCGAUCAAUCAUUCAUUAUUCCUCUUCAUAACAUUUGCGUAUUCAAUUUUUUUUAUACUUUGAACAAAAGUGUAAUCAUUUUGUCACUUCAUUAAAAUCAAUAAAGUCAUCCAAAUAUUUUCUUGAAUAAAUAUUUGACAAGACUUAGAAUAAAAUAAAUGUUAAUUGUUGCCAUUUGUAAGAUCACGUACGUAUGCAACAAAGUAUCAAAUCAAAGAUUCUAUAUUCAACUCGUGAAGGUUAUUUCAGAGCUGCGUUUGGGUUCUACAUGCUAAAACAUGCUAGCUUCCAUAAAAAUCACCAAAAAGUAUGUAUUAUUCUGUGGCGCUUAUUGACCCAAACUAUUGAAUCAGUACUAAGCUCUACUAAUAUUAUAUUACUCUACUACUAAUACUGAUUUAUAGAGCUCAAAAGCUUAUUGAAAAAAUGAAAUUGCAAAACAUAACCUAACCAAUUACCCCCCCCACCCCCCCUUGCCCAAUGUCACUGACUACAACACCCACAAUUCAAAUCUACUCUAGCUCGGUGUCAGAAAAAGUUGGAUUGUGUAACAACCCUUCCCUUUGUCAAAUAUGGUGUGUGUGUUUGUGUGUAUAACAUAUUAUUUGUUUUCAUAUGUACCGUACUAAUGCUCUACCUGAUUUUCAAAAACAGAAAUUGUACCACUUUUCAAAACACAGUAAUAUGUGAAUUCCCGGGUACAUUAAUUUUCCUACCUGUGUAUAAAUAGCGGCUCAUGUCUCAUGUUUUGUUGAUAAGAGUGUUGAUAUGACUCAUAAUAAUUAUCAUCUUAGAUUUACCAUAAAACAAUGAAUCAUUGUUUUUGGUAGAGGGUCCUCUUCCACAAACAGGAUUAGUGGAUCCUGGCCUCUACAUAAUGGUAAAGGAAAUUAAUAAAAAUAGUCACAUGACUCAAGAAAAGUGUAGGACAGGAAGUGAACAAUGGCAGUAUUCAUCUUUUAACCAACAUCAAGGAUAACAUUACUCUAAAUACCAUUGCAGAGUGACCUUCGUUUAUAUUAAAAAUGUGAGGCUGCAGCAAACACAACUUUAGACAAACUGAUGGUUCGAUUUCCAGAAAAAUCUUUCAGCAUUUCUAAAGAAAGAUUUCGAUAACCUGUUUUCGACUGAAAGUGGUGCUGUCCCAGCUGUUUGAUUUCAGCGCUUGGAUACACUUUAAUGUGAGCAGACUAUGCAGAGACAGUGAGGGCCAUCUCGUACAGCCUUAAGGGCUGAUUAUGGUUCCACAUUUACGCAGCGCAAGGGGGUCUACGUCCUUGCGGACCCUCCUUGCGUCCACCACAAGAGCCGGACGUGCGCCUCCCAAAAACUGUAACCUUCCAUCGAGGCAAAGCAGCAGCAAGGGCUGUGAUUUUCCCGCUCACUAAAAACCCGACGCAGACCCAAAACAGGUUCACGACUGCGUCGAAGCGUCUGCGUGGUCAUUGUGUUGCGUGACGUGGGGCCAUAAUCAGCCCUUUACUCCUCAGGGCUGGCAGUGAUUUGUUCAUGAAACCCAAGAGCCGCGGGCCUUGUAAAUUGUUCCAUCUGCUUUCAAAGAGUCAAUGAGAUUUUGUAGUCUCUCUGAUGCUAUUUCGCCAUUACAAAGCAUUUUGAUCCCAUUAAGCCAAAAUAGUUUUUAGUGCCAUAUUUUUAAUACAUAAUUUUACUCGCAGUCUACCCCAACGACUCUUUCAUUACGUUAAUCUCUUUUAUCGACAGAAAUAUCGGGUGAAACUUUGCAAUUCCAAUAGCAGUGGAGGAAUGUCUUUGUUGUGAUUUUUUUGGUGUUGCUUAGCUGGGAGUGUCAGCAGAUGGAGAUGAACACCCUUCAUCUUCCACUUUAUAUGUUGAGCACAGCUGUGGUUGCUGCAUACCAUUAACUUGUUACAACCUCUUUACGGUGUUGUCCCUGCAGACCUGUGUGGCAGACUUGCAUGCAAAGUGACCUUGUGCGGUGUGCUGAGUGACUUUAAUAAAAUAAAAGACUUGGAGGCCAACGGGAAAAAUCGCUUCGGCCAUCUUGACACUUGCCGGCUAAAGGCUACAGCUUGGCAGUGCUGCUACUUCAACUGAGAGAACAAUCUUUGCUCUUUUCCGUGAGUUAUGACUCACACAUUCACAAUCGAAAGAGACACAUGAGAUAUAGUACAGUAUUGCGACCAUCAUGAAAGAUCUAUUCAUAUUUCUUUUUUUUUUCUAAAUGGCUGGAAAUGGCCGGAAAAAACUUUGAAAACCUCAAUUUUCAGCCAUGGAAAUAUGAAUUAAUUCUUGUUCAUUUUUUGUUAGGCAUCGUUUGUGUAAUAAUCACUGCUUUUUUUGUACUAGAAUGUAGGAAAUGUUAAUCUAAAGAAUCGGAAACUAACAUUACAUCAUAAACCCCCGCCCCCAAUGUAACAAAUACAGUUGGUUAAAUCUGCGGACUCCUAUCUUGACCUUGUAUAUAUAUAUGUGUGUAUGUUGGGAUGUAUGUAAGGGAGGGGAUAUUACAGAAUAUCACAGCGUAAUGAGCUCAAUGUGAUUUUGUUCUCAAUCGUCCAUUUUCAUCGUCAUUGAUGUCUUCCUUUCUUUAAAAAUCUGUUUUUAAAUGGUUUUAUUUUGAUUUCAGAAAUGUCUUAUUUUUUUAUGUUUUUCUUCGUCACACUGUUCCGUUGCCUCUGGAGGAAUUGUCUGGUGUCAAAGUGUCUGAGUGAGUUUCUUUAGACAGUAUUCUGCUUUACAUUCUACUGUCGGGUUGCAGGUUGCAAGGAAUGGAGGGAGUGGGUGUGGUACAUAAUCUUGUAAUGUGUGUAUGCACCAGCUAUUGAUGGAGAAGACAACCUGCUAGCCCUUGCCCCUCCUCCCCUCUUCAUUUCACUUUCCUUUUCAAAAAAAGAUGAGGGUAAAAGAGGGAGCGAGACAGUGAGGGUAAAUGUAAGGACAUGCGUCACUUGGCCUUCAGGACAAAUGAAAAAAUGAGGACGAUAGUCUGCAGUGUGAAGACUUCCAUGUCACUGUAUGCACUUGAAACUGUUUGAAUGGACCUGUGUUAGUUAGUGUGUGCGUGAGACUUUGUUUGAGUUGUUUUUUUGGGUUUGCGUGGCCAAAUGUAUGUGGGCAUAUAUCCUCCAAAUUGUUAUCACCAUAUUGUUAUUUUAUACGUUAUUGUCCUAAUCAAAUUCAGUAUUAGGUUUCUGGCUUUCAAGUUCUCUGCAGGUGUUCUUCUUGAGGACACAUGUACAAAAAUACGUGUGUGAUAUUGAAAGUCACUUUUUAAGCCAUCCUAUUGUCAUGUUUUUUUUUUUAUUAUGGUGUCCUUUUUUCUUUUUUUGAUUGUACGUAAUUCUUUUCCCACAACUAUACUGAGAAUAAAAGAGGUCACAGCUUUCAUAAGUA
Molecule: messenger RNA, 7511 nt
Organism: Gadus morhua (Atlantic cod)
Lineage: Eukaryota; Metazoa; Chordata; Actinopteri; Gadiformes; Gadidae
Gene: kirrel1b
Product: kirre like nephrin family adhesion molecule 1b
Biological process (GO): cell-cell adhesion
Cellular component (GO): cell-cell junction; plasma membrane
Molecular function (GO): cell adhesion molecule binding
Source: RefSeq, a predicted model, not a curated record